Danio aesculapii is the source of this 1713-nucleotide messenger RNA. Its product is annotated as E3 ubiquitin-protein ligase TRIM21-like. The record is from RefSeq and is a predicted model, not a curated record. The transcript has 6 exons. The coding region runs from base 348 to 989 and encodes 213 amino acids. NCBI's taxonomy places the organism in Eukaryota, Metazoa, Chordata, Actinopteri, Cypriniformes, Danionidae. Gene Ontology annotation, molecular function: protein binding.
UACCGGAAGUUUAUGAGCUCAAGGUACUUUGCUGUGUUUAUGCGUCAACUUUCAUUUAUGAAUAGUUAGCGGAUUAACUCCUGAAAUAAAACAGUCGCACACAUGUAAAUAUGGGACGACCUCUGAUAUCACUAGUAUUUUAUUGGAAACAACGAAACUUAACUUGAAACAACGCCCGAAACGGACAUCUUUAAACACUGAAAAUUGCCAAGAGUCAUCCAGAGACCAUUGUGGACACAUCUGAAACUGUCAGGGGGCUACGUAAAGCAAGAAUCUUAACCAACAGCAACAAAAGCAAGACCAAAUACUUCCAGAUAUGUCGUCCUCAAGUAAUCCACUGUCUACUGAUGAAGACAGCAGAUGAUCCAGGACAGAAUCAAGAAGAUUCAAGAAGUCAAACACUCAGCAGGAGUCAGAAAAAGCUGAAGUGGAUGCGGCAGUAUGCAGUGGACGUGACUCUGGAUCCUGAUACAGCUAAUCCAUACCUCAUCCUGUCUGAAGAUGGAAAACAAGUGACACAUGGAGACAUCAGACAGAAACUCCCAGACAAACCACAGAGAUUUGAUAGAUAUGUAGAUGUCCUGGGAAAGGAGAGAUUCUCCUCAGGGAGAUUUUAUUUUGAGAUGCAGGUGAAGGGAAAGACUGACUGGGAUUUAGGAGUGGCCAGAGAAUCUGUAGACAGGAAGGGAGAAAACACACAGACUGCAAGUGAUGGAUUCUGGACUCUGUGGUUGAGGAAUGGAAAUGAAUAUAGUGCCUGUGCUGAUUCUCUGAAUAGAGCCUGUGCUAGUUCUUCUGUCUCUUUGUCUCUGAAAGUGAAGCCGCAGCAGGUCGGUGUGUUUGUGGAUUAUGAGGAGGGUUUGGUCUCCUUUUAUGAUGUGGAGUCCAGCUCUCAUAUCUACUCUUUCACUGGUCAGACUUUCACUGAAAACUCUAUCCAUGUUUUAGCCCAGAAAAUAAUGAUGACGGUGAAAACUCAACUCCUCUAAUCAUCACACCUGUAAGUUAGAAUAAAUUAUUGUACUCCCUCCUUUUCAGUAUGAAAUACACAAAAAAUUAAAUAUUUUGAAUACUAUUACGUCUUAGUAUGUAGUUAUUGAUUAGCUAAGUCACACCGAAGUGAAAGCCAACAGAGGGUUCCAAUUGGUCUUAAAGCCUUCUUCGAUGGGUUAUGUUCACUAUUUAUGAUGGCAUAGAAGUCAAAAUAGGACAAAUGAGCUCGUGUAUGGGACAAAUUCUGGACUUUUGUCAGUGAGAGGUCGGUCUUUUUGAACCACCUGAACCCUCCCUGGCUAUGGGCCUGAUUAUGUUGCCUUGUUUAACUUCACCUUUAUUGAAUGGUUACAUUAGCAUCUAAACUCAUAUUUUCAACCUGAAUAAAUGGGGGAAACUAUGCCAUCACAGCAGUUCAGUGAGAAAUUUAGUUUCUUAUGACCUAUGAAUAAUUAUGCAGCCAAAAAUAAUAACAAUUACAAAAUGUAUAUAUUUAUUCUUAAUCAAAUAGAGUUUUCUUUAUCUAAGCCCUGAUACAGAUAAGUGCAAAUGCUUUGUUCUAUACCCAUAGCUGAGGAUUGAGUAUAUUAAAGAGAAAAAAUGAAAAUUCUGUGAUUUUAUUUUUAUUUUAUCAUUUUUUUAGGCUUCCACUUGUUCCAAACCUGUUUAAUGUAUCUAUUUUUGUUUUGUUGACCACUAAAGAUGUUUUGAAGAAUGCUG